Molecule: messenger RNA, 519 nt
Organism: Arctia plantaginis
Lineage: Eukaryota; Metazoa; Arthropoda; Insecta; Lepidoptera; Erebidae
Source: the annotation of a GenBank genome assembly
AUGAAGCAACGAGUUCAUAUUAAAACUGUUACAACAAUAGUUAUCGUUAGUCAAGGUUUUAACAUGAAAUACGUUUGCUUCUUCUUAAUUUUGUUUGUGGGUCUGGCGAUGUCUGAAGUCGAUCCCAAAUGUUCGCAACCGAUUGAUUCUGGAAAUUGCUUCGGAUACAAUGAAAUGUUCGCUUUUGACGUAAAUACUCAAGGAUGUGAGAAAUUUAUUUACGGAGGGUGUCAAGGCAACGACAACAGAUUCUAUAGUCUCGAGGAGUGUCAGACUAACUGCCAAUUCGUGUUAUUAAAAUCUUCUUUACCUACAUCUAAAAAUAUGUCUGGCCGUGAAGGUGGUAAAAAGAAGCCUUUAAAGGCACCAAAGAAGGAAUCAAGAGAAUUAGAUGAUGAUGACCUUGCUCUAAAACAGAAGUUAAAAGAACAACAGAAAGCAUUACAGGAUGCCAAAGCAAAAGCUGCACAAAAAGGUCCUUUGGUGUCAGGAGGAAUCAAGAAGUCUGGCAAAAAGUGA